Molecule: messenger RNA, 586 nt
Organism: Ambispora leptoticha
Lineage: Eukaryota; Fungi; Glomeromycota; Glomeromycetes; Archaeosporales; Ambisporaceae
Source: the annotation of a GenBank genome assembly
UAGUUGGAUCUUGUAAUGCCGAAGAUGCUGUGGUCGCAGAAAGAUAUCGUUGCGAUGAAGUGGCAAAUGAAAAUAUCGAGGUUUUGAAACAAUCAUAUUCACAAAAUAAUAACGAAACUCAGCAACCAAAACAACAAAUCCGACUUUCGUCACCUGUUCAAUUUAAUAAUAAUAAUACGCAAACUAAUUCACAUGAUGCUCAUCAGCCUCCAUCAUCCAAUUUAAUUCGAAGAGAAUCGAUAUCAAUUACACAGCAACAACCUCCAUUGCUUUCUUCACAAACAUCUUCAAAUCAGGUAUCACUACUAAAUAAUAAUGAUUCUGAGCAAUUACGACAUGAGACUACUUCAUCUAAUCAGGGUCCAUCAUCACCCAUGGAAAGUCGUUUUCCUGCUGCUCUUUCAGAUUUAGUUGCUUCAUUUGAAGCGGCUAAAGAAAAAUCUUUAAAUAAAGACGACGGUUUCCAUGUUCAACAAAUGCUCGAUGCCAGCUUAGAAUUUGUACCCGAAAGUUUGGACGCCGAAAGACCUAAAUACUAUGCACCACGCAAUCCAUAUCUGACCUCACAAUAUUAUCCACAAGCACC